Molecule: messenger RNA, 2245 nt
Organism: Papilio machaon (common yellow swallowtail)
Lineage: Eukaryota; Metazoa; Arthropoda; Insecta; Lepidoptera; Papilionidae
Gene: Acadvl
Product: very long-chain specific acyl-CoA dehydrogenase, mitochondrial
Exons: 9
Coding region: 194-2068 (624 amino acids)
Molecular function (GO): fatty-acyl-CoA binding; very-long-chain fatty acyl-CoA dehydrogenase activity; flavin adenine dinucleotide binding
Source: RefSeq, a predicted model, not a curated record
AGUAAUGAGGAUUUUUAAAUCAAAGGCUUUUAGUCAUUGAAACUAAUAGUCUACUUGCUAGGAGUGAUUUAUUAUUAGAGCUACUUAGGUUUUUAUCUGAGCUCGUUAAUUUCUUAUGACAGUAUUAGAUAACAUUUAAAAUUUAGUUUUGUAUUGUUCUGUUUUGUACUUUUCUUGUAAGUAAUAAAUAAGGAUGCAAGGAACAAAAAUAAUAAGAUGUGCAAGUCGAUGUGUUCGAAGGGAAUUGUCACUAUCUCAAAGCGGGCGGCGAACGCUGGCCACGGAGGCGGCACAACCAGAAGCGAGCCGGGGCGCGCGCCAGAGCGCUUCGUUCACAUUGAACCUGUUCCGCGGCCAAGUGGAGCCGGCGCAGGUGUUCCCCUUCCCAGAGCCGCUCACCGAGGACCAACGCCAGACUCUGGCCGAGCUAGUGCCACCAGUUGAAAAGUUUUUUGAGGAGGUGAACGACCCGGCAAAGAACGAUGCGGAGGCGCAGAUCGAGGCGAGCACGCUGUCGGGGCUGUGGGAGCUGGGCGCGUUUGGGCUGCAAGUGCCGGUGGAGUUGGGCGGACUGGGACUCAACAACACGCAGUACGCGCGGCUCGUGGAGGUGGUCGGCGCGCACGACCUCGGCGUCGGCAUCACGCUCGGCGCGCACCAGUCCAUCGGCUUCAAGGGCAUCCUGCUGUUCGGCACGGAGGAGCAGCGCGCGCGCUACCUGCCGCGCGUCACCGGCGGGGAGUACGCCGCCUUCUGCCUAACGGAGCCCUCCUCCGGCUCCGACGCUGGCUCCAUCAAGUCGCGCGCGGUGCCGACGCCCGACGGCCAACACUAUAUUCUCAACGGCUCCAAGAUCUGGAUCAGCAACGGUGGCAUCGCGGAGAUCAUGACAGUGUUCGCGCAAACGCCGGUCGAGCGGGAUGGCAAGACCGUCGACAAGGUGACGGCGUUCAUAGUGGAGCGCGGCUUCGGCGGCGUGUCCUCCGGCCCGCCCGAGAACAAGAUGGGCAUCCGCUGCUCCAACACCACCGAGGUGUACUACGAGGACGUGCGCGUGCCCGCCGCCAACGUGCUGGGCGGCGUCGGCAACGGCUUCAAGGUGGCCAUGAACAUCCUCAACAACGGCCGGUUCGGCAUGGCGGCGGCGCUCGCGGGCACCCAGCGCUCCGCCCUGCGCCUCGCCGCGGAGCACGCCGCCACCCGCGAGCAGUUCGGCCGCCGCCUGCGCGACUUCGGCGGCGUCCAGGAGAAGUUGGGGCGCAUGGCGCUGCUGCAGUACGUCACCGAGUCGCUGGCCUACAUGGUGAGCGGCAACAUGGACUGCGGCGCACAAGACUACCACCUCGAGGCCGCCAUCUCCAAGGUGUUCGCGUCUGACUCUGCGUGGGCGGUGGUGGACGAGGCCAUCCAGGUGCUGGGCGGCAUGGGCUUCAUGAAGUCCGCGGGGCUCGAGCGCGUGCUGCGAGACCUGCGCAUCUUCCGCAUCUUCGAGGGCACCAACGACAUCCUGCGGCUCUUCGUCGCGCUGACAGGCAUCCAGUUCGCGGGCUCGCACCUGCAGGAGCUGCAGCGCGCCUUCAAGAACCCCACCGCCAACCUGGGCCUCGUCUUCAGCGAGGCGGGGCGGCGCGCCGGCCGCGCGGUGGGCCUGGCGCCCACCGGCUCGCUGGAGCCCCACGUGGCGCCCGCGCUGGCGCCGGCCGCGCGCGAGCUGGUGCGCGCCGUCGCCCACGUGGGCGCAGUCGUGGAGCUGGCGCUGCGCAAGUACGGGCGGCGAGUCGUGGACGAGCAGCUGCUGCUCAACAGGCUGGCGGCCGCCGCCAUAGACGCCUACACCUCGGCCGCGGUGCUGUCGCGGGCCUCGCGCGCCCACCGCCUGGCGCUGCCCAGCGCCCAGCACGAGAUGGCGAUGGCGGAGGCGUGGGCGGAGGAGGCGACGCAGCGCAUGGGGACGCUGCCGACGGCGCUGGAGGAGCGCGGCGUGCGGCGCGGGGCGCGGGUGUGCGCGCUGGGCCGCGCAGUGAGCGAGGCGCCGGGCUGUCUGGCGCGCUCGCCGCUCAACCUGUGAUGAAGCGGACCGAGGGCGCAUACUACACUCUAUAGCAUAAUUAUACGGAUGCCUUUUAUCUCCUAGGAUAUAUUUAUUUUGGAAAUAUUUUUCGGUAAUUGUAACUAACGCUUUAUUGUUACAUAAUGAUUAAACUAGAAUGUAGUAUGUGUAUGUCCGAGAUGUUUGCAAUAAUAU